Molecule: messenger RNA, 3102 nt
Organism: Gadus morhua (Atlantic cod)
Lineage: Eukaryota; Metazoa; Chordata; Actinopteri; Gadiformes; Gadidae
Gene: l3mbtl1
Product: L3MBTL histone methyl-lysine binding protein 1
Exons: 22
Coding region: 265-2979 (904 amino acids)
Biological process (GO): negative regulation of DNA-templated transcription
Cellular component (GO): nucleus
Molecular function (GO): zinc ion binding; chromatin binding; histone binding
Source: RefSeq, a predicted model, not a curated record
CGAUCAGAUGAUUCAGUGAGUAGACCGUUCCUCGGAGAAGACCUCCGCCAGUCUUUGAAACGACGGCAAAGCGAUCGAUGCUGAAUUGUAUUAGCCCACCCUAUCUAUCUCCAUGCAUGUAAGCGGUUUCAGUCGGCUGAAGUCUAAAUGUGACAUUGUAUGAGCAGUGACUGUACAUCAGGCUCACGCAUGCGCUUUUGGAAACCCGGAGCCGCAGGAGAUUGAGCUGCACUCCGGAGGGAGGGGAACGGAAGGGACGCAGCGAUGAGUGCCAAAGUCGACAUGGACGUUCCAACCAAAGAGCCGGACCGUACGCCACCAGUCUCCUCUUCCUCCUCCUCUUCCUCCACCACCACCUCCUCCUCGAACACCUCCUCCUCCUCUUCCUCCUCCACCACCUCCUCCUCCUCCUCCUCUUCCUCCUCCUCGCCCCCCACCGACACCAUCCUCGUGUGCAGCAAAGAGGGGACGUCCAAGGGCCCCCUUCUUCCUCCCCCACCACCUCCUCCAGCUCCUUCUCCGUUGACCCAGACGACCACCACGGCUCUGCUCCUUCCAGCCGUAGUCCUACCCGGUCACCAAAAGCUGGAGCUGACGUCAGCCACAGUAGUGGCAGAGCCCGGGAAAGUGGGCGGGGUUAUAGAGGCGACCACACCCACAGCCCAGGUGGGCGGGGCCUGCAGCAUCGUCCACGUACUGGAGUGGAAGGAGGGAAUGACUCUUCUGCCCACCACUAACCUCAAAUUCUGUGUUGGCGAUGUGGGAACGCUGAGCGCGCUGAUCACCCCGGCGAUCGCCAGCAGCUCCCCCCAGCCAGCCGCCGGGGCUUCUGGGAAGUCUGCCGCUGCAGAGGGAGCAGCAGUGACCACGACAGACGCGUCGGCAGCCCCCGCCGUCCCGGGUUGCGGCCCCCCAGUGGAGGCGGUCGAGGCGGGGGUCCCGGUCGAGGCGGGGGUCCCGGUCGAGGCGGGGGUCCCGGUGGAGGUGGGGGUUCAGGCGGGACCGCGGCAGCAGAACCAGGAACCGAGAGCGCAGCGGACCUACCCAGAGGAGCUGCGCAGGGAGCCAAUCACAGAGAAGCGGAUCAUCGGCGUGGAGAAGAUCCCGGCGGGCGGCCGCGCCCCCUCCCUCAACCCGGACCACCUGAAGCCCAUGAGGAAGAGGAAGAGGAAGGAGUACCUCAGCCCCUCGGAGGACGACUCGGACGUGGAGGCGGGGGAGGAGAAAGCAGACGACUGCAAGACGGACAGCCGGCACAUCAGAGGAGCGGGGGACAAUAAGACGGAGCAGUGGACCUGGAGCCAGUACCUGGAGGACUGCAGCGCCAUCGCAGCGCCCGACCUGCUCUUCCAGGAGGCCCAGCGCGUCCCGACGGUGAAGAGCAGCUUCAAACAGGGGAUGAAGCUGGAGGGCAUCGACCCUCAGCACCCCUCCAUGUACUUCGUCCUGACGGUGGCCGAGGUCUGUGGCUACCGGCUGCGGCUCCACUUCGACGGCUACUCCGACUGCCACGACUUCUGGGUCAACGCCAACUCACCGGACGUGCACCAGGCGGGCUGGUGCGAGAGCACCGGGCACAAGUUGUACACGCCCAAAGGCUGUAAAGAGGAGGAGUUCACGUGGAACAACUACCUGAAGAUGACUAAAGCACAAGUGGCGCCGAAGGAGCUGUUUGCAACUCCAGGAAGAAUCGACAUGCCGGGCGGGUUCGAGGUGGGCAUGAAGCUGGAGGCCGUCGACCGCAUGAACCCCUCCCUCAUCUGCGUAGCAACCGUAACCGACGUGGUGGACGAGCGCUUCCUGGUUCACUUCGACAACUGGGACGAUACCUACGACUACUGGUGUGAUGCCAGCAGCCCGUACAUCCAUCCGAUUGGCUGGUGCCAGGAGAGGAACCUCCCCCUCACUCCACCCCAAGAUUACCCCGAGCCCGACCGCUUCUCCUGGUCGCGGUAUCUGGACGAGACCGGUUCCACAGCGGUCGUCGCUGAAGCCUUCAGCGUGCGGGGGGCUCAUGACUUCCAGGUUCAGAUGAAGCUGGAGGCGGUGGACAAGAGGAGCCCGGGGCUGAUCAGAGUGGCCACGGUGGAGGAGGUGGACACGCACCGCAUCAAGGUGCACUACGACGGCUGGAGCCACGUGUAUGACGAGUGGAUGGACUCGGACCACCCGGACAUCCACCCGGUGGGCUGGUGUGAGGCCACAGCCCACCCCCUCAAAGUACCGCCCAGCGACCCCAAAACACAGAGCUCCCACGGUCCAAAGGAGAUCCCUGCCAUUGGCCAGUCCAGUUUUCCCGCCUCUGCGCCGUGUAAACCAAUCAGCCACCCGAGAACCAACAAGUACAGCUUCCACCACCGGAAGUGUCCAACCCCAGGAUGCGACGGUUCCGGCCACGUGACUGGCCGCUUCACCGCCCAUCACUGCUUAUCCGGCUGCCCAUUGGCUGAACGCAACCAGGGACGACUUAAGGCGGACCUUUCAGACACAGAGUCCAAGAGAAACCUUUUCUUUGGCCAAAGGAACAAAAAAACCCACUACCGUGGCAGGAUUGGUCGUCCUCCAAAAUACAGGAAAAACCAGCAGAGAAGCUACCAGAGUGAGUCUAUUCAGCACCUACAGGACAUGACCUCUGAGGGGGUGUACCCGUCCCUGUUCAUGUCGGCGCUGACCGUGCAGUCAGACCGCGCCCUGUCCCUCUGCUGGGAGCAGCACUGCAAGCUGCUGCCGGGGGUCCAGGGCAUCCACGCCAGCCAGGUGGCUGCCUGGAGCAUCGACGAGGUCUUUGGGUUCGUUCUCAAUCUGACCGGCUGUGAGGACCAGGCUCGCCUCUUCAAGGAUGAGAUGAUUGACGGCGAGGCCUUCCUCCUGCUGACCCAGACGGACAUCGUGAAGAUCAUGAGCAUCAAGCUCGGCCCCGCCCUCAAGAUCUCCAACGCCAUCCUCAUGUUCAAGAGCACCGACGAGGGGCUCAAGUGACCCCGCCCCCCGCGCCGGCUUCACCGGCCAAUCAUCAUGUGCCAAACCCAUCCCAUUGCUGAGAAAACAAAAAACAACGACAACAACCACCGCCUCCACCUCCACCUCCACCUCCACCCCCCC